AUUCAAUAUGUGUCUCUGUUUUUCACAGCCAUGAGUCGCAGCAUUGUGCGCCAGAGUAAGUUCCGACAUGUAUUUGGGCAAGCAGUGAAAACGGAUCAAAGUUAUGAUGAUAUCCGGGUUUCCAAAGUCACAUGGGACAGUUCCUUCUGUGCAGUUAACCCAAAGUUUCUGGCAGUUAUAGUGGAGUCCAGUGGAGGCGGGGCUUUUCUGGUUCUGCAUCUCUCAAAGGUGGGUCGAGUGGACAAAAAUUACCCUCUAGUGGUUGGACACUCAGGGCCUGUUCUGGACAUUGACUGGUGUCCUCACAAUGACAAUAUCCUGGCCAGCUGCUCUGAAGACACCACUGCUAUGGUAUGGCAGAUCCCUGACCACACUCCCUCUCGUCCCAUCAGUGAGCCCAUUGUGGUGCUGGAGGGUCACUCUAAACGUGUGGGCAUCAUUAAAUGGCAUCCUACUGCCCGCAACAUACUCCUCACUGCAGGCGGUGAUAAUCUGAUCAUCAUCUGGAAUGUGGGCACUGGAGAACCCUUGAUGACAAUGGAUGACCAUCCUGAUCUCAUCUAUAACGUCAGCUGGAACUACAACGGUAGCCUGUUUUGUACCACUUGCAAGGACCGUCGCCUUCGUGUGUGCGAUCCCCGGAAAAACGAGGUGGUGGCGGAAAGACUGUGCCCACAUGAGGGUAUCCGGCCAAUGAGAGCCAUUUUUACCAAAGAGGGCAACAUUUUCACAACAGGUUUCACCAGGAUGAGUCAGAGAGAGCUUGGCCUGUGGGAUCCGACUAAUUUUGAAGAGCCCAUAGCACUAUUGGAGUUGGACACAAGUAAUGGAGUUUUAUUGCCUUUUUAUGAUCCAGACACUAACAUUGUGUAUCUCAGCGGCAAGGGUGACAGCAGUAUUCGAUAUUUUGAGAUCACAGAGGAGCCUCCCUAUGUGCAUUACAUCAGCACAUUCAGUAGCAAGGAGCCACAGAGAGGAAUGGGCUUCAUGCCCAAGAGAGGAGUGGAUGUCAGCAAGUGUGAGAUUGCCAGAUUAUAUAAACUCCAUGAAAGAAAGUGUGAGCCUAUUAUGAUGACAGUACCCAGAAAGUCUGACCUGUUCCAGGAUGAUCUGUACCCAGACACAGCAGGACCAGAGCCAGCUCUGGAACCUGAAGAAUGGAUGGAUGGACGAGACGCAGACCCCAUAUUAGUGUCCAUGAGGGAUGGCUAUGUUCCUCCAAAGAGUAGAGAGCUAAAGGUGGCCAAGAAGAAUGUUCUAGACACCAGACCUGCAACACGUAGAAGCAUGUCUGUCAUAGAUGGAAGUAGUUUGCCCCCUCAGUUGUUGGAGAAGCUUGUUGAGGAGAUUCAAAAUCUGAAGGCCACAGUUCUCUCUCAGGAGAAACGAAUCUGUGACUUAGAGAAUAAGCUCUCUAAGUACACUAAUGGUACAGUCUGAAUAAAGCUAACUCAUCCAGUG
This is a messenger RNA of Cyprinus carpio (common carp), 1461 nucleotides long. It is a transcript of the gene coro6, whose product is annotated as coronin 6. The record is from RefSeq and is a predicted model, not a curated record. NCBI's taxonomy places the organism in Eukaryota, Metazoa, Chordata, Actinopteri, Cypriniformes, Cyprinidae. Gene Ontology annotation, molecular function: actin filament binding. The transcript has 10 exons. Gene Ontology annotation, biological process: actin filament organization; cell migration. Bases 31 to 1440 code for a protein of 469 amino acids.